GCCGGGAUCAAUACCCCGAGCUUUCCUCACGUUGUCAACCCCUCGUCAAGCCUCGGCGUCGUACGUCGUGAAAACUUCUCGUCAAAACACAAGUAGGCUAUGUGCUGUUUCCUCUCACGUGGUUUGUAAUCAACGAGUUGACCAAUUACAUUUUUUACCGACACCAUCUUGUCAUUGAUGGCUCAGUAUCAGCAGAUUGAUGGGGAAUGGUCGAAUCACGUGACGUCUCCUAGACAAGCACCUUAUUAUAAAGAAGAACACCUUGAGGUGGACCUUUACCAGAGGGACUCAGACCUACGUCACCGGUACCUGACCUGCAUGAAGAACCCCGGCCACGAGAAGUUCCUGUCCGUCAAAGAACUGACCAUAGACGACCUCCCCCCACCCCUGAAGCACCAGUCAGUGUUUGAUUACGUCACAGCUUUCAGCAAGCUAGUGGUCAGGUUAAAGGUCAAACAUACCAGCUCAGCUAGGCACAAAGAGGAUCCUUUCAGGAACUUUGUGGGGAAGUGUGUGUGGAGGGGGGCCACGGGGUGUGUGGCGAGAGAUGUGGACGUCACUCACGUGAGGGAGGUCACGUGUAGAGAUGACAGCUGCAUUCUCGCUGGCUCUAGUCACUCAGUGUACGGCUUCAUCAACGUGAGAACCAACCGGCACGUGAUCUGUGACGUCACUGAGGCACGGAACACAGAAGUCGAGUUUUUCUUCGACACGCCCGAUCGCCUCGGCAUCGUCACGCUGACGGGGCAUGACGUCAUCUCUGACGCCGACAGCGAGCAGUGCGUCACGCUCCAGUGCGUCACCCACGAUACAGACUUCAUCAGGAAGAUCCACCGUCUGGUGGAGGAGGCGAAAAUCCUUUGCGCGGCCAUUCCCAAAUCCGUCAAAUACGCCAUGACGGACUUUGCCAUCGUGGUCUCCCACCCCCACGGUACCGCCAAAGCCCUCUCCGUCGGGGGCUUGCUGGAGUACCAGAAAGUCUCGAACAAAUCCAGCGGCUUCAAGUGGCUGACGAAGAAACGUUUCAAGCUGCGCGUGACGACCUACAUCACCGCCACGUGCCCCGGAUGUACUGGCGCGCCCAUCGUCACCGGAUAUGACGACAGCAUUGAGUGGUGGUCCAUGGCCCACAGUACCGCAGAUUUGGCCUCAGGUAUUCAGAUGGCCUUCACUGUAAGCUAAAUAUACAACUGCCUUUGGUGUACAUUUGAACACCCUGUGAUUGUUGUUCACACACAUGGAGUUCAGCCCCUUUGUGAGUGUUGAUGGAUAGAAGGGAGGUAACCUGUAGGGACUAAGAUUUUAUUUUGUCGUAAAAUUGAACUAAAGAGCAGGAUCUAUCACACAAAUGUCUCAAGCUCUGUUGCUUGGUGUCACACAAAUAUCUCAAAUUUGGUUCUUUGCUCAUGUGUUUAAGCCCCCCCCCCCAUCCUCCAUACAGCUCUAGAUUAGACUGUAGAAAAAUAGUUCAUCCUUAGCAAGAAUUGGUAAAAAAAAAUACUUCACAAAAUGUUUUCGAUUCACCAGCUUUAGCUUCGUUUUGGUAGCUGACAACAGCAGAAAUCUGUGUUACUUCCAGAAACUCGGGCAGAAAUAAACGCCACAGCAUGGCAGAGGCGUAGCGACCCUUCCCUGCGCCCGGGGACAAACUUUCAAUUUGGCGCCCCCUCGGGAGCAAAUUUUCGAUUUGCACUCCCCUCAAAUUUCUA
Messenger RNA from Physella acuta, 1709 nucleotides. RefSeq lists its product as uncharacterized. The record is from RefSeq and is a predicted model, not a curated record. NCBI's taxonomy places the organism in Eukaryota, Metazoa, Mollusca, Gastropoda, Physidae.